This is a messenger RNA of Aspergillus versicolor CBS 583.65, 1941 nucleotides long. RefSeq lists its product as uncharacterized. Lineage: Eukaryota; Fungi; Ascomycota; Eurotiomycetes; Eurotiales; Aspergillaceae. The transcript is spliced from 3 exons. Gene Ontology annotation, molecular function: transmembrane transporter activity. Gene Ontology annotation, biological process: transmembrane transport. Bases 93 to 1787 code for a protein of 564 amino acids. The record is from RefSeq and is a predicted model, not a curated record.
CAGCAACGCCGUUGUGGUCGCUGCGUGCUGGCCUUUGUGGAACUUUUGAGCCUUGUGGAAUUUUGCCAACUGAUAGUACUGUUGUCGCAAAAAUGAGCCGAGAAAGCCCCAGUACACCGUCGACGGAGGCAGGCCAAAAUGUCGACAGCACACCAGAUAGCCAGUCAACCGAGAAGGCCCCUGUCAGUGAGCCCCUUCAGGCUGUUCCAAGUCCCCGCGGGGAUAUGCCUGCGUGGAAGUGGCACGGCAGCAUUGUUGUGCUGCUACUCACGACUGUAAUCAACGGAUACGAUGUGAGUAAUGUCGCCAAUAUCCAGGCCCGUCUGUACGAGGCGUUUGGCAAUAUCGAGCUCCUCCCGUGGAUUGGCCUGUCCUACAGCCUCGCCAGCUUUGCUGUCCUCGGCCUGUCACGCAAGAUCUUGUAUUGCUUCAAUAUGCGUUGGAUCUAUAUUGUAAAUGUUGUGAUCUUCAUGGCCGGUGCUGCUGUUGCUGGGGCUGCGCCGAAUAUUUCUGCUGUGAUUGUCGGCCGCAUCAUAAUGGGCGUGUCUGGUGCGAUUGUCUAUCAAAGUAAUCUGACAUUUGUCGCCGUCUUUGCCUCACCUACCGAGACCCCGCGUCUAUUCGGUCUCCUGAGUGCAACCUGGGCCAUUGGGCUGGUGAUAGGAGGCCCCAUUGGGUCAGCCCUAGCUGCCAACCACCACACCACCUGGCGCUGGGCCUUCUAUAUGAACCUCCCGUGGGUCGGCCUCGCACUGGUCCUGAGCCUCUUCUGCAUCCCCAGCAAAUACCUAGGCCCAGACAUCCCCAUUGUCCAGCGAAUCGUGAAAAUGGACCCCAUCGGCCUAAUCCUCAACAUGGCCUCUCCCGUCCUCUUCGCCGUGGCCCUCGAAUUCUCCGGCUCCAUCUGGAACUGGUCCGACGGCGCCACCAUCGCCAUCUGGGUCCUCUUUGGCGUCAUCACAAUAGCCUGGUUCCUGCAGCAAUCCCUCUGCAUCUUCACCACCCGCGAAGAGCGCUCUAUCCCCCUCCACCUCCUGCAGCGCAUGGACCUCCUCCCCCUCUGGGUCGCCUCGGGCUGCGCAGGCGCCUCCUACGCCGUAACCCUCUACUACACACCGCUGUACUUCGCCUUCGCCCGCGGCCACGGCGCCCUGCAGCAAACCGUCCGCCUCCUCCCAUUUAUCCUCGUCUUCAUCGCAGUCGUCAUCCUCGUCGGCGGCUCUCUACCAAAGAUAGGCCGCUACGCGCCUGUAUAUCUCCUCGCCGGCUUGGCGACCAUCUCCGCCGCAGCUGGAAUGGCAGCGAUAAUGCCUAAGCCAUCCACCACCGAAUCAACAAUCAUGGGCCUGGAGGCUCUGAUCGGGAUCGGGCUGGGCUGCUCCUUCCAGCACGGCGUGGGGAUCUCGAAUGUAAUGAACCAGAAAUCCCCGCGGGACCGGGUUGAUUCUGCUAUCUUGUUUAAUAUGGCGCAGAUGGGCGCUAUUGCGAUUGUUCUUGCUGUCGCGGGGUGUAUUUUUCAUAAUGUCGGGUAUAGUCUGCUUAAUGAGGCGCUGGGGGGGAGGGGAUACUCUGAGCAUGAUCUGCGGGAGGCGCUUGCUGGUGUUUCGUCUGUUGUGUGGCAGUCGCGGGAUCCUGAGGUUAUUGAACGGGGCGUCGAGGCCGUGGCGAGUGUGAUUGGGAGGGAGUUUUAUCUUGUUGUUGCUGGGGGUGCGAUUUGUUUGGUUUGUGCGCUGCUUAUGAAGUGGGAGAGGUUGGAUUAUGGGCUGACGAAGGAAACGAAGGCUUGAUGGUAUUCGUGUGGUUAUUUUAUUGCUGUCGAGGAUUUUGGAUUGGAAUCCGUUGCUUUAUCUAUAUAUUUAAUGAUAUGUCACUAUUAAUCUAGUAGAGAUACGAAUCACGGCCUGUAUGAGCAGCGGCUCUACUAGAUUAUUUUAGACGAAC